AUGUCUUCCGAUCCAAAGGCCAGCUCUCUCCCAGCUCCAAACAAUGUGCAGCCAACCAAAGGUCCAAAAUACAAACGCAAACGCCUGCUGUCGAUCCUACUCGGAACCAUUUUCCUCGUCGCCAUAGUGGUUGCCGUUGUCUGUCUCUCAAUCUUGCUCCCUAAAAAGAUUAAGCACGACAAUAACGACGAUGGAGGCAGCCAUAACACCGGAGGAGGAAGCCAGUCCCAGGAUGGAGAAUGCCAUGUUGUCAGCAAAGUAUCUUACACCUUCUAUGGAUACCCCGACAAUGACCCUCCCGGUUCAGACAUCUCGGAAGACUGUGGCCGCGGCAUGGCGGCUGGCGGCAUCGGCACCCACGACAAUCCGCUCACUUUCGCCACGGCACCUGGCGAAUUCGACAGAUGCGAGGUGGUUUACUCGCCGUACCUACGGAAAUAUUUGAUCAACGAAGACUACUGCGAACAGUGCACUAAAGACUGGAAGAGUCAUAUUUGGCACGUCGACGUGUGGUUGGGAGGCAACUCAACCACCUACGGCACGGAGCAGCUGAAAUGCGAGAAUAGUCUGACUUCAGAUGAAGAGAGCCAGGUCGUGGUCAAGAGCCCAAGCAGUACUCUGCCUGUUGAUCUUACCUCGUUCUAUCUGGGCGGCAACUCGGUUUGCAGCCUCGAUCACAUUUAUCCGAAUUACGAUAUCAAAGACUAUUGCUAA
Messenger RNA from Aspergillus luchuensis, 714 nucleotides. RefSeq lists its product as uncharacterized. Bases 1 to 714 code for a protein of 237 amino acids. Lineage: Eukaryota; Fungi; Ascomycota; Eurotiomycetes; Eurotiales; Aspergillaceae. The transcript is spliced from 3 exons. The record is from RefSeq and is a predicted model, not a curated record.